CCCGUGGGCACCGCGGUCUCCUCCAGCUGCACUGCCCGGACCACAGGGACGGGACGCCAUGACCCCCAGCCUCACGGCCCUGCUCUGCCUCGGUGAGUCUUGUGACCCAGCCUCUGGUGGGACCCUCCCCAAACCCACCAUCUGGGCUGAGCCAGGCGCUGUGAUCCCCUGGGGGAGCCCCGUGACCAUCUGGUGUCAGGGGACCCCGGGGGCCUGGGAGUUCCGUCUGCAUAAAGAGGGAAGCUCAGCUCGCAGGGACACACAGAGCCCACUGGAGCCCGGGGACAAGGGCAAGUUCUCCAUCCCACACAUGACACAGUCUGACGCAGGGAGAUAUCACUGUUACUAUCUCAGCCGCAGUGUCUGGUCAGGGCGUAGUGACCCCCUGGAGCUGGUGGUGACAGGGGCCCACAGCAAACCCACGCUCUCAGCCCUGCCGAGCCCUGUGGUGACCUCGGGAGGGAACGUGACCCUCCAGUGUGGCUCACGGCAGGGCUGGGACGGGUUCAUUCUGACUAAGGAAGGAGAACACAAGUCCUCCGGGAUCCUGGAGGCACAGCUACGCCUCUAUGGGCAGACCUGGGCCCUGUUCUCCGUGGGGCCCGUGACCCCCAGUCACAGGUGGAUGUUCAGAUGCCACGGCUUCAACAGGGACACCCCCCAGGUGUGGUCGGCCCCCAGUGACCCCCUGGAGCUCCUGGUCCCAGGUGUGUCUGGGAAGCCCUCCCUCCUGACCCCGCAGGGCCCUGUCGUGGCCUUUGGACAGAGCCUGACCCUCCAGUGUCGCUCAGACGUCGGCUAUGACAGAUUCGCUCUGUCCCAGGAGGGGGGACAGGCCCUCCGCCAGCGCCCUGGCCGGCAGCCCCCGGCUGGGCUCUCUCAGGCCGACUUCCCCCUGGGCCCAGUGACCUCCACCCACGGGGGCCGGUACACGUGCUACGGUGGACACAACCUCUCCUCCGAGUGGUCGGCCCCCAGUAACCCCCUGGACAUCCUGGUGGCAGGAUGGUUCCCUGGCACGCCCUCCCUCUCGGUGCAGCCGGGCCCUGUGGUGCCCUCAGGAGAGAACGUGACCCUACUGUGUCAGUCAGGGAGCAAAACGGAAACUUUCCUUCUGUCCAAGGAGGGGGCAGCCCGUCCCCCACUGCGUCUUAGAUCUAAGUCCCGAGGUCAGCAUUACCAGGCCGAAUUCUCCCUGAGUCCCGUGACCUCAGCCCACAAUGGGACCUACAGGUGCUACAGCUCACUCAGCAGUGACCCCUACCUGCUGUCACACGCCAGUGCCCCCCUGGAGCUCGCGGUCUCAGCAGCUGACACCGUCCACCCACCACAAAACAAGUGGGAAUCCCUGGCCUCACACCCCCGAGACUACACAGUGGAGAAUGUCACCCGGAUGGGCGUGGCCGGCUUGAUCCUUCUGGGCCUCGGGAUUCUGCUCUUUCAGGCUCAACACGGCCCAGGAGGGACCCAAGAUGCAGCCACGAGCUGA
Molecule: messenger RNA, 1489 nt
Organism: Kogia breviceps (pygmy sperm whale)
Lineage: Eukaryota; Metazoa; Chordata; Mammalia; Artiodactyla; Physeteridae
Source: RefSeq, a predicted model, not a curated record